AUGGGUGACAAGAGUCAGGAAGUUCACCAUGCCGAAGCCAACGGCAACUUUGAUCGGGCCUGGAGGGACGAGCAAUGGGGAGACAAGGCCCUGGCGACGGCGGCUCGCGAUGUCACGCAGGAUGAAAAGGAAAUGACGAUCAUUCAAGCCAUUAAACUUCACAAGAAGGCCAUAUUCUGGAGCUUGGCUAUAUCGUUCUGUGUUGUCAUGGAAGGUUACGACACAAACCUCUUGGGCAAUUUCUACGCCUACCCUUCUUUCCAAAAAAAGUUUGGGCAUUAUGUGGGCGUCUCUGAACAGAUACCAUCAGGGUAUACUCUCACAGCCGCAUGGCAGACUGGCUUGGGCCAGGCUUCAGGGGUUGGGUCCAUCUUUGGAACGAUCAUCAAUGGGUGGCUUGUCGCAGCUUUUGGCCCAAGAAAGGUGGUUUUGUACACGCUGUGUGUCAUGUCUUGCUUCCUUUUCAUUGUUUUCUUUGCUCCAAGCAAGCCUGUCCUCCUAGUGGGCCAGAUUUUGCUCGGGUUCGAAUGGGGAAUUUUCGCCACAACUGCUCCGGCAUAUGCUUCUGAAGUGCUUCCCAUUCAGCUUCGUGUGUACUUCACAUCCUGGACAAAUAUGUGUUUCAUCAUCGGACAGCUAAUCAGCGCCGGAGUCUUGCGAGGCAUGGUCCACGAUAGCUCAGUGUGGGGCUACAAGGUCCCCUAUGCGCUUCAGUGGAUGUGGCCCGUCUUCUUGAUUCCUCUCAUCUACUUUGCCCCCGAGUCUCCCUACCACCUGGUCCGCCAUAACCAGCUCGAAGAGGCCGAGAAAUCCAUCAGGAGACUCCAAGCGCCUCACGCACAGCUGGACCCCAAGCGAACUUUGGCACAAAUUGUGUAUACCAAUAAUCUCGAGGAACAACUCUCCAUCGGAACCAGCUAUCAUGACUGCUUCAAGGGGUUCGAACUUCGCCGCACUGAAAUUGCCUGUACCGUCUUCGCUGGUCAACUACUCUGCGGCUCCUGCUUUGCGUAUGCAUCAACUUACUUCUUCCAACAAGUGGGCUUAGACACCGACGCAACCUACUCUCUGGGACUCGGUGCCAACUCCAUGGCCCUGUUUGCAUGCUUCUGCAAUUGGUUCUUCUUGAUGCCACGCUUUGGUCGCCGCACCAUCUGGCUCUGGGGCAUGUGCGGUAUGGCCGUCGAGCUCUGCAUCAUUGGUAUUCUCAACCCCUGGACGCACAAGAAGUCUGUAGGCUGGACCCAAGCCAUUAUGACCCUGGUCUGGACUUUUACAUUCCAACUCUCGGCAGGGCAGUUGGGCUGGGCUCUGCCUGCGGAGGUUGGCUCCACGCGCUUGAGGCAAAAGACUGUCUGUCUGGCGCGAAACGCUUACAGCAUCUGCAGCGUCAUCGGAAGUACACUGGAGAACUACAUGAUGAACCCCACGGCGUGGGAUCUUCGUGGAUACACCGGCUUUUUCUGGGGUGGUUGGGCCUGGAUCAUUUUGUUGUGGUCUUAUUUCCGACUACCUGAAACCAAGGGACGAACAUUCCAUGAACUCGAUAUCCUCUUUGCGAAAAGGGUACCAGCUCGGAAGUUCGCAACUACCGUUGUCGACGGGUUUGAUGAGCACGAGCAGAACCAACUGGCGGAGCGCUACUCUGUGAGCGGUCAACCAGGCAAGCGGGCCUCUCUCGUUCCGUCUGUGACGAACUUCCUCGCAUCGCACGGCCGAGCUGAGGACGCCGCCGCCCAGCGCAGAGCCAGCAUGACGGCUUCGGGUCAGAACUCCCGACGGCCAUCUAUCGCUCCUGCUGUCACAGACUACCUUAAGACCCACUGA
Molecule: messenger RNA, 1827 nt
Organism: Exophiala spinifera
Lineage: Eukaryota; Fungi; Ascomycota; Eurotiomycetes; Chaetothyriales; Herpotrichiellaceae
Exons: 5
Coding region: 1-1827 (608 amino acids)
Biological process (GO): carbohydrate transport; transmembrane transport
Cellular component (GO): membrane
Molecular function (GO): carbohydrate:proton symporter activity
Source: RefSeq, a predicted model, not a curated record